CGCCGCCGGUGAGCGUGGCGGCUCCGGCAUCCGAGGGCGCGGGAGUCGCGCGGGGCUCUUGGGGCGGAGCGUGCGACACCCUCGUGGUCCGACCUCUCUCGGCCCUGCGUGUUUGAGGCUCCCUCAUACUUGGCGGGUGCGGGUUCGUUCACCUAGGACCAGCGGCUUCUUCAAGCCGGGCUGAAGCAAGCGUGGGUGGGCAGACGCGGGCCGGGCGGGGGUCGCGGCCGCCGCUCCCGACCCUCACCUGAAGUAAAGCUGCCAUUCAGGAGACUCAGCCAUGGAAAGCAAACCAUUAGUGACAUCGAAACAGAAAACUGAAGUGGUGUGUGGGGUCCCCACCCAGGUGGUCUGCACAGCCUUCAGCAGUCACAUUCUGGUGGUGGUGACCCAGUUCGGGAAGAUGGGUACCUUGGUCUCCCUGGAGCCCAGCAACGUGGCCAGCGACAUCAGCAAACCUGUGCUCACCACGAAAGUCCUUCUGGGGCAGGAUGAGCCUCUCAUCCACGUCAUUGCAAAGAACCUGGUAGCAUUUGUGUCUCAAGAAGCCGGAAACAGAGCAGUCCUCCUAGCCAUGGCAGUGAAAGACAGAAGCAUGGAGGGGGUGAAGGCCUUGAAGGAGGUGAUCCGGGUGUGCCAGGUGUGGUGAUCUGAAGUUGACUGCCACAUGCUGUUUAUAGAACCAGGUGGAAAUCCAGACAGCCUCUCAGGGACUCGAAGACCCUUCUUUCCGUCACAGUCAGAAGGAGGAAUUUUCUCUGGCUUUUUAACCCUGGAACCCAGAAAAAAAUAUUCAUGUCUCAGGCAGACUGUUACUCUGGUUACUGAUACCAUCCAUGGGUAGAGGGAAAAAGUGGACUGUGUCUUGGAGGAGUCGUGAGUGGUUCUCACUGGGGUCAAGAGUUGCAUAUAUUUGAGAAUUGAAAGAAUGAACCAGCAGGCAUGAUUCAUGGCCCUUCAUGUACAGUAUCAACUGUAGGAGGAAAUUUUUUUUAUUAAAAAUAAGUGUGUAUCUCAAAA
Molecule: messenger RNA, 1020 nt
Organism: Cynocephalus volans (Philippine flying lemur)
Lineage: Eukaryota; Metazoa; Chordata; Mammalia; Dermoptera; Cynocephalidae
Gene: PSMG3
Product: proteasome assembly chaperone 3
Exons: 3
Coding region: 281-649 (122 amino acids)
Biological process (GO): proteasome assembly
Source: RefSeq, a predicted model, not a curated record